AUGGCCAGUCAAGCCCCGACGCAGCGCAAACGUCCCGUCAGUCCUGCCACCUCGGACGUCAGGAAGCUAGGUUCGGGCACGUGCCCGCGAAAACGCAGUUAUCGUCCGCUAAUUCAACCGAAGCUCCUUGAUCCUGCGGCCACAUCCUCGCCCAGCCGAGGCCUCCGUGACAGGGUUCCGCAGGAGCUCAUAGCACUUCUUGCUAAAGGUUCCACUGCAGAUAUUCCCAAAGGAGUCUUGGUUGCCGACGACGACGCCUCCGAAGAUACCAGCAUCGCACCCGAACAUCGUCUAUCCCUCCUGAUCGUCCAGGCACUCACGCUCGCUCGUAACUACGACAACACGUUUAACACUGAACACCUCGCCGCUCAGGACAUGGUGAUGGUCGAUGCAUUCUUGCGCCAUUCCUUCUACAACACACUCCGCAGCGGACUUGUCGACGAAGCCCAUGUACCUACCGAGGCAGACUACUCAGAAGCUCACACCUUCAACUCAGAUCUGCCCCAGGCCUCCGAUAACUUCGAGAAUGAAGCCAAGCUUUUGAAACUUCACGAAAGGCUUAUCACUCUCAUCUACAAUGUGCAGGAACACCGCAACAUUCUCGGCGACCUCAUCAUGCCCAAUGCAUUCAACCCACACAAAGACAGCAAACAGGUUGUUGACAUACUCAACCACUACUCCGUCACAAUCGCUCGCAUCGAACUCGUCUGUGUCACAGCCUCUACUGCUACCUCAUUCGGCUACACCAAUCUCAAACACAUUGGCACCGCAUCAGCCCGCCUACGUCGAGUCAACCCGGGCCCUGCGUCCCCGGCAGAGUCUCUCGAGAUACCCACUGUCGCGGAACUUUAUGCAGUUUACUCUGACGCAGGAGCAAGACUCAACAUGCACCCUCCAGUAGACCGACAAAAAGGAUAA
Molecule: messenger RNA, 918 nt
Organism: Cooperia oncophora
Lineage: Eukaryota; Metazoa; Nematoda; Chromadorea; Rhabditida; Trichostrongylidae
Source: the annotation of a GenBank genome assembly